AUGUACGCCGAUCUGGAGGAGUCCUUUGGCACCUUCAAGACCUGCAUGGCCGUCUACGAGCGCAUCAUCGACCUGAAGAUCUGCACGCCGCAGGUGAUCAUCAACUAUGGCAUGUUCCUCGAAGAGCACACCUACUUCGAGGAGGCCUAUCGGGCCUACGAGAAGGGCAUUACCCUGUUUAAGUGGCCGAAUGUGUACGACAUCUGGAACUCGUAUCUUAGCAAGUUCCUCGCGCGCUACGGGGGCACAAAGCUGGAGCGGGCCCGCGACCUCUUCGAACAGUGCCUGGAUCAGUGUCCCGCUGAGCAUGCGAAGUACUUUUACCUGCUCUACGCGAAGCUGGAGGAGGAGCACGGCCUGGCCCGGCGUGCCAUGUCCGCAUGUCGGGCUCUGCCCGAGCAGCAUAUGCGCCACAUGUGCGUCAAAUUCGCCGAGCUGGAGACGAAGCUGGGCGAGGUGGCCAGGGCCAUCUACGCUCACAGGUGUGCGAUCCCCGCAUCACAGCGGACUUGGAAGGAGUUCGAGGUGCGUCAUGGCAACGAGGAUACGAUGCGUGAAAUGCUGCGGAUCAAGCGUUCCAUUCAGGCCACCUACAACACUCAGGUCAACAUGAUGGCUGCCCAGUUUGUCAACACGAACACGAAUGGUGUGGCUGCCGAUGCUGGUGCUGGCUCCGGACCGGAUGCCAUGCGGCUGCUCGAGGAGAAGGCCCGCCAGGCGGCGGCCGAGGCCAAGCAGAAGCCCGCCGAGAAGGCUGCCUCCAAUAUCAUGUUUGUGCGCGGCGAGACCCAGGGCGGGGCCAAGGGCAAGGAAAAUACAGUCGUCAAUCCGGAUGAGAUUGAUAUUGGCGACAGCGAGGACGACGACGACGAUGAGGAGGAGGACCCGCAGCAGCCGAGUGGAGACCAGGACGAGGCAGGCCAGGCCACAACCAAAACCGAUGACGAGGGCCUCAUCAUGAAGAAACUGCGCUUUGAACAAAAGGCCAUACCGGCGAAGGUCUUUGGCAGCCUCAAGCCGACAAAUCAAUCCGAUUCCGAUGAGGGAUAA
Messenger RNA from Drosophila miranda, 1050 nucleotides. RefSeq names its product pre-mRNA-splicing factor syf1 homolog. The transcript has 2 exons. Gene Ontology annotation, biological process: generation of catalytic spliceosome for first transesterification step; mRNA splicing, via spliceosome. Gene Ontology annotation, molecular function: protein binding. Gene Ontology annotation, cellular component: post-mRNA release spliceosomal complex; Prp19 complex; U2-type catalytic step 2 spliceosome. The record is from RefSeq and is a predicted model, not a curated record. Bases 1 to 1050 code for a protein of 349 amino acids. Lineage: Eukaryota; Metazoa; Arthropoda; Insecta; Diptera; Drosophilidae.